Fusarium venenatum is the source of this 582-nucleotide messenger RNA. NCBI's taxonomy places the organism in Eukaryota, Fungi, Ascomycota, Sordariomycetes, Hypocreales, Nectriaceae. The record is from RefSeq and is a predicted model, not a curated record.
AUGGCUACUCCAGAAAGUGAGGCGACAAGGGCGGGAGUACAGACGCCUUUGGAUGACGGAUACACUCCUUUGAUCCCUUUGAGAAACGCGAGUCUCCAGCAACGCUGCGAUAAUGCCGGGCCUGAUCACAUAGCACCGUUGCCUCGUACCCGCUCACGACAGGCAAUAAGAGAGGAUUUAUCCAGAUGCGGCAGUUCAGCGUCAACUUGUAUAGCGAAGAAGAGCCCAGAGGCCCCGCUGGCUUUGAGGGCUCACACUAACAGGGACAUGGGGGCAGGCAGUUCAGCCUCCACGCAAUCAGGGGAAGCAGAUUUCUCACGUGGGGAACCUGAUAUUUCCGUUCCCAGAGGACAAAGGAGUUCUUCAGGUAAAUCCGACAGCAGCACGUUAUGGAAGGGGCGUUCACUAGGGGCCGAAACUCUGAGGGGAUUAUUCCCGUCGAUGGCGGUCCUAUCGAUACCGGCUCGAAAUCGGGAGACAACCGGACGGCCAGAGGGCGAAAAUGGACUCCGAACGGUAUCUCCAGCCCAUGACAGAGGCAAAAAGGACACAGGCAAAUGGGGAUGGGCGACGUGGUUUUAG